CUUUGGCCUGGACGCAGCCUCCCAGGGUUAAAAAUAUUGCCCGGGGGCCGCUAAGCGGAAUCAGAUCGUGCUAAGUAGAGCACGCAGAGGAAACAGAGCUCCUUGGCCCCGGGGCCCUUGUAGCCAGCUCCGGAGCACGGUCCCGCUCACACUGGGCCCAGCAGCAUCCUCCCUCCCCAGAAGGUGCACGAGGAAGCCAGCAUGAAGCUGAAAAAGCAGGUGACAGUGUGCGGCGCCGCUAUUUUCUGCGUGGGGGUCUUCUCGCUCUACCUCAUGCUGGACCGGGUGCAGCACGACCCCACCCGACACCAGAGCGGUGGGAACUUCCCCCGGAGCCAAAUUUCUGUGCUGCAGAACCGCAUCGAGCAGCUGGAGCAGCUGUUGGAGGAGAACCAUGAGAUCAUCAGCCACAUCAAGGACUCCGUGCUGGAGCUGACGGCCAACGUGGAGGGCCCGCCCGCCCUGCUGCCCUACUACACGGCCAAUGGCUCCUGGGUGGUGCCGCCGGAGCCCCGGCCCAGCUUCUUUUCCGUCUCCCCCCAAGACUGCCAGUUUGCUUUGGGGGGCCGGGGCCAGAAGCCAGAGCUACAGGUGCUGGCCGUGUCAGAGUGGCUGCCGUUUGACAAUGCGGAGGGCGGCGUGUGGAGGCAAGGCUUCGACAUCACCUACAGCCCGAACGACUGGGAUGCCGAAGACCUGCAGGUGUUUGUGGUGCCUCACUCUCACAAUGACCCAGGCUGGAUCAAGACCUUCGACAAAUAUUACACGGAGCAGACGCAGCACAUCCUCAACAGCAUGGUGUCCAAGUUGCAGGAGGACUCCCGGCGGCGCUUCCUCUGGGCAGAAGUCUCCUUCUUCGCCAAGUGGUGGGACAACAUCAAUGCCCAGAAGAAGGCGGCAGUGCGAAGGCUGGUGGGAAAUGGGCAGCUGGAGAUCGCGACAGGAGGCUGGGUCAUGCCCGACGAGGCCAACUCUCACUACUUUGCGCUGAUUGACCAGCUCAUCGAGGGACAUCAGUGGCUAGAGAGAAACCUGGGUGUGACCCCACGCUCGGGCUGGGCAGUGGACCCCUUUGGAUACAGCUCCACCAUGCCUUACCUGCUGCGCCGUGCCAACCUGACCAGCAUGCUGAUUCAGAGGGUGCAUUACGCCAUCAAGAAGUACUUUGCUGCCACCCGCAGCCUGGAGUUCAUGUGGAGGCAGACAUGGGACUCAGACGCCAGCACGGACAUCUUCUGCCACAUGAUGCCCUUCUACAGCUAUGACAUCCCCCACACCUGCGGCCCGGACCCCAAGAUCUGCUGCCAGUUCGAUUUCAAACGCCUGCCCGGGGGACGUAUCAACUGCCCGUGGAAGGUGCCGCCCCGGGCCAUCACAGAGUCUAACGUGGCAGAGAGGGCAGCCCUCCUCCUAGACCAGUACCGCAAGAAGUCCCAGCUAUUCCGAAGCAACGUGCUCCUGGUGCCGCUUGGUGACGACUUCCGCUAUGAUAAGCCCCAGGAGUGGGAUGCCCAGUUCUUCAACUACCAGCGGCUCUUUGACUUCCUCAACAGCAAGCCCGACCUCCACGUGCAGGUCCAGUUUGGCACACUCUCCGACUACUUUGACGCUCUGUACAAGAGGACAGGAGUGGAGCCUGGUGUUCGGCCCCCCGGGUUUCCCGUGCUGACCGGGGAUUUCUUCUCCUAUGCUGACCGCGAGGAUCACUACUGGACAGGCUAUUACACUUCCCGGCCUUUCUACAAGAGCUUGGACCGUGUGUUGGAAGCCCACCUGCGGGGGGCAGAGAUUCUGUACAGCCUGGCAGUGGCUCACGCCCGUCGCUCUGGACUGGCCCCCCAGUACCCGCUCUCGGACUUCGCCCUUCUUACUGAAGCACGGCGCACACUGGGGCUCUUCCAGCAUCACGACGCCAUCACGGGCACCGCCAAGGAGGCUGUUGUGGUCGACUACGGGGUCAGGCUGCUGCGCUCCCUCGUCAGCCUGAAGCAGGUCAUCAUUAAUGCAGCUCACUACUUGAUGCUGGGGGACAAGGAGACCUACCACUUUGACCCGGAGGCCCCCUUUCUGCAAAUGGACGAGACCCGCUUAAGUCAAGAUGCCCUACCUGAACGCACAGUGAUCCAGCUGGACUCUGCACCCAGGUUUGUGGUGCUCUUCAACCCGCUGGAACAGGAGCGCUUCAGCGUGGUAUCCCUGCUGGUCAACUCACCCCGCGUGCGCGUUUUUUCAGAGGAGGGUCAGCCCCUGGCUGUGCAGAUCAGUGCACACUGGAGCUCCGCCACCAGCUUGGUCCCAGAUGUCUACCAGGUGUCGGUGCCCAUCCACCUGCCAGCCCUGGGCCUGGGCGUGCUGCAGCUGCAGCUGGGCCUGGACGGACACCGCACACUGCCCUCCUCCGUGCGUGUCUACCUGCAUGGCCGGCAGCUCCCCGUCAGCAGGCAUGAGGCAUUCCCAGUCCGAGUCAUCGAUUCAGACAGCAGUGACUUCGCCCUCAGGAACCGCUACAUGCAGGUCUGGUUCUCAGGCCUUACUGGGCUCCUCAAGAGCAUCCGGAGGGUGGACGAGGAGCAGGAGCAGCAGGCUGACAUGGAGUUCCUCGUCUACGGCACUCGCGCGUCCAAAGACAAGAGUGGAGCCUACCUCUUCCUGCCUGAUGGCGAGGCCAAGCCCUAUGUCCCCAAGGAGCCCCCGGUGCUGCGCGUCACGGAAGGCCCUUUCUUCUCAGAGGUGGUUGCAUACUACGAGCAUGUUCACCAGGUGGUCCGGCUUUAUAACCUGCCAGGAGUGGAGGGGCUGUCCCUGGACAUGUCCUCCCUGGUGGACAUCCGAGACUACAUCAACAAAGAACUGGCCCUGCGCAUCCGUACGGACAUCGACAGCCAGGGCACCUUCUUCACAGACCUCAACGGCUUCCAGGUGCAACCGCGGCGGUAUCUCAAGAAAUUGCCCCUGCAAGCCAACUUCUACCCCAUGCCAACCAUGGCCUACAUCCAGGAUGGGCAGAAACGCCUCACGCUACACACUGCCCAGGCCCUGGGCGUCUCUAGCCUUGGCAAUGGCCAGCUGGAGGUGAUCUUGGACCGGCGACUCAUGCAAGAUGACAACCGCGGCCUCGGCCAGGGGCUCAAGGACAACAAGAAGACCUGCAGCCGUGUGCGCCUCCUGCUGGAACGGCGGACCUCAGGCAGCGAGCCUGGCUUUUUCUCCAAAAUGGCAGCCAUGUUUAGGGGCUCGAUCUUCCUCAGCAGCAGCCAGAGUGACCAAGAGGUCCAAGACAGCCGUGCUCCCAGCUACCCAUCCCUCCUCAGCCACCUGACCUCCAUGUACCUGAACACCCCAGUGCUUGCCCUGCCUGUGGCCAACAGGCAGCCACCAGGCCCUGUUCUCCGCUCCUUCCAUCCUCUGGCCUCCCCUCUGCCCUGCGACUUCCAGAGGAUACCCUGCCUUCGGCAGAGACCGCGCUCAUCCUGCACCGCAAGGGUUUUGACUGCGGCCUGGAGGCCAAGAACCUGGGCUUCAACUGCACCACAAGCCAAGGCAAGGUUGCCCUGGGGAGCCUCUUCCACGGCCUGGACGUGGCCUUCCUGCAGCCGAGCUCCUUGACCUUGCUGUACCCUCUGGCCGCGCCUUCCAACAGCACUGACAUCUAUGUGGAGCCCAUGGAGAUUGCCACCUUCCGCCUCCGCUUGGGUUAGGGCUUCUGCUGGCCUAGAGAGGAUGUCCGUCACCGAGACUGCCCCUCAGCAUCCAGACCGGUGUGACAGGCGCACUGGGGACCCUGUCUUCAUCUGCCUGUCAGAACUGUGACCGACUGGGCUCGGCCCUCAUUUUCUGUUGCUUGUUGCUUCUGUUUUCUGGGGCAACCCACAGCCCAGUGGUGGGGAGACAGGGCAGAUGCUGGUGCGAUCAGGGAGAGGAGCCCUGGUCGGAGGGUGCAGUGCCAGCGUGGCCUUAGCUUGUGAGUGGCCGCCCAGCUGGGCGUGGGCUCAGGUACCUGUCCUUUUCCCGUAAAGGGAUGUAGGAGAAGCAGGGCAGACAGGCAAGGAGGCUAAGCUUUAGGGUCCCUGGAAGCAAGCUGGGUUUAAGGAGUCCUGGGGUGACUACAAAACUAGGAGAAUACAAAGACAAUUCUGUCUGAGGAGAGGGCUGGGGACCCAGAGCUGGCAGGGUGAGUGGAGCAGAAGGAAUCCCGGUAUCGCCGAAGAGCCCACAGGCCUUGCUGCUUUCUGUGCCAGCUGCUCACCUGCACGUCCUGGCUCGGGCUGCAGAGUGGCAGGAAGGACUCGGUAGAGACUGUCCCAGCCAGAGGUCAGAGGAUUUGGUACUCCAGGUACCCAAACCCUGAUCUUGAACUGGGCCCCUGGUCCGUGUGUUGAUUUGUGGGAUGGCAGUGGGAGUAUAGGGGGGUCCUUCACCCUCCUCAGCUCCUCUGUGGUCCCUGUACCGUGUAUGCCACUGUCCUAAGAGCGCCUUUCUGUCACGUGGGGUUUGGUCCUGGCUUAUUUCCUUUCCUGCAAAGAAAGUGAGGUCUCUAGGACCCAAGAGCAUGGGUAGCUUGUGAAGGCUCCCAGUACAUGCAGCCAGGCUCACAGCCCCGCCCGUGGUCACUCCUGCAGAAGCGGUCGAUCCCUGGCCCUGAGGACACGGGGUGUGCAGACUGGAGACAGCAGGGUGGCUGCUUGUAAGCCUUCCUUUCAGCUUCAAUUAAGAGGGAAAAUUUUAAUGAUAGUCUCUAUAGAUGCUGAAAAAAAAAUCUCUGGUAAAAUUUCAAAUCUACCCCUUUAUUAAAACUCUUAGUAAAUUAAGACUAAAAAGAAACAUCUUAUUCUAAAUAAAGUUCUCUGAGAAACCACCACUUAA
This is a messenger RNA of Tupaia belangeri chinensis (Chinese tree shrew), 4863 nucleotides long. RefSeq names its product mannosidase alpha class 2A member 2 (gene MAN2A2). Lineage: Eukaryota; Metazoa; Chordata; Mammalia; Scandentia; Tupaiidae. Gene Ontology annotation, biological process: N-glycan processing; protein deglycosylation; mannose metabolic process. The record is from RefSeq and is a predicted model, not a curated record. Gene Ontology annotation, molecular function: carbohydrate binding; alpha-mannosidase activity. Gene Ontology annotation, cellular component: Golgi membrane.